AUGCCAUAUGAAGAUUUGGCUUAUCCACUGGGUUACGGAUUUGCUGUCUUCAGUGCAGUGGUGAUAGCCGUAUCCCUUUACUUGGUAGUCUAUCUUAUAGCUGUAGCUGCCAAUGCAAUUCUGGACAUUGGGGAUUCAGUUAUACCAUGCUCAGAGGUUAUAAAACGAGUACAGCCAACCGCAUGGUAUGCUAUACCAGUAGCAGUUGUUUCAUCCCUCUUUCGGAUCACGGAAGACGAAGUUAUGUGUGAGUAUACAAGAGACAUUGACGCAAGAACAUGGAUAGUUCGCCAUACAUUUCCUCCGAAUAGUCUGACCAGGUUGUUUCUUGACAAGUUUGGAUCACGCUUUCUUUCAAAUGGCUAUGAUAUCAAUCCAGCUGUGACAACUACCGCUCUUGCCGUAAGGGCCACAUCGGAGCGGCAGAAGUGACUGUAAGCAGUAUCCAUGAAUGUUGAAGUCUUCUGACAUACAUCAAUUAAC
Messenger RNA from Cylicocyclus nassatus, 483 nucleotides. NCBI's taxonomy places the organism in Eukaryota, Metazoa, Nematoda, Chromadorea, Rhabditida, Strongylidae. The record is from the annotation of a GenBank genome assembly.